AUCAUAUAAAGAAAAUAAUAGCUUCUUCUUGGAGCCAAAUACGAGUGAAGUUGCAGUGGAGCUGUUGAGAAGUUGGUCUGCAACCACCAUUGGGGACGAGACUGAACUAAUUUUUCUCGCACAUUUUCUCUCUCCCCAACCAGACCUAACUAACGGAAAAAUAAUGACAGAACAGAACUCAUAAACGGUUACAUUUUACCUUUUUUUCUCUUUUUUGGUGUGUCAUUCCAACUUUUCUAAAACCCUAAAAAUAAAAUAAAGUUCAGACAUGGGAGAAGAAGCAGAAGAAGUACUUCGGACCCACGAAUGUUUCUCCUCACAAUCUCAUCCUUGGCUUUCGGACCGUUUUUUCCUAUCUCCGCACAUCUCGCCAAAUUCCACGACCCAAACCCAUCAAAACAAACACCAAAAAAACAAUUUUUUAUUUUGUUUUAUUUUUUUCGUUUACCAAAAAUACGAUUUUUUGUUUAUUUUUCCGAUUUCUCAUGCCCAACAAAUUUCUCUUCCCCGAGAAAAUCCAAUUUGGGUCAAGCUUAAUGUAGGGGGAGUGGAAAUUGUUUGAUUUUUUUUUCUUUUUCGGUCCACUUCCCAAUCCGGGUCGAUCUUUGGUUUUAGGUCUUUUUCUCCCAAUUUUUUUUUUGGAUCGACUCUGGUUCGGGAUUUGGCGGUGAUUGGAUUGUUGAUUAAUUGAUAGUAGUGAUACUAUAAUGGGUUGUAUAAGCUCGAAGCAACCGGACCCGACACCGUCGCCGGCGAUCGAUGGUGAUAUUUCGGCGAAAUUGGAUUACGAGAAUCGUAAGGAGGAGAAAUCGGACGAUCGUGGAUGGGAGUUGCGGAAAUCGAGAAAGGAAGGGUCUCAUGGUAGGAGCUCGUUUAGCUUGAAAAUGGGAUUUUCUCAUCGCUACGUCGAUGCCGAACUCAUCUCCGCCGGUUGGCCGCCGUGGCUCAGUACCGCCGCCGGGGAAGCCAUUCAUGGUUGGAUUCCUCUUAGAGCUGAUUCUUUUGAGAAGUUGGAGAAGAUUGGACAAGGUACAUAUAGUAGUGUAUUCCGAGCUCGUGAAGUAGAGUCUGGGAAAAUGGUUGCCCUAAAGAAAGUCCGGUUUGACAAUUUUCAACCAGAAAGCAUUAGGUUUAUGGCAAGAGAAAUAUUAAUCUUACGCAGACUUGACCAUCCAAACAUCAUGAAAUUGGAGGGUCUCAUUACUUCUGGAUCAUCAAGUAGUAUAUACCUUGUGUUUGAAUACAUGGAACAUGAUCUUGCUGGUCUAGUCUCUUCUCCUGAGAUUAAAUUCUCUGAAGCUCAGGUAAAAUGUUAUAUGAGGCAGCUAUUAUCUGCAAUUGAGCAUUGCCAUUUAAGAGGUAUAAUGCAUAGAGAUAUUAAGGUGUCCAAUAUUUUGGUGAACAAUGAUGGGAUUUUGAAACUAGGAGAUUUUGGUUUGGCAAACAUUGUCAACGCAAAGAACAAACACUCACUAACCAGCCGGGUUGUAACGUUAUGGUAUCGCCCUCCCGAACUCUUGAUGGGCUCAACGAGUUAUGGAGUAUCUGUGGAUCUCUGGAGUGUGGGUUGUGUAUUUGCAGAACUUUUUCUAAGGAAGCCUAUUCUCAAAGGAAGAACUGAGGUUGAACAAUUGCAUAAAAUCUUCAAGCUCUGCGGUUCCCCCCCUGAAGAAUACUGGAAAAAAUCUAAGCUUCCUCACGCAACCAUGUUCAAACCUCAGCAUCCUUAUGACAGUUCCCUAAGGGAGAGAUGUAAAGAAUUCCCAUCAACUGCCGUGGACCUGAUUGAAACGUUUCUUUCGGUAGAUCCUCAUGAUCGUGGGACUGCCUCUUCUGCCCUUAUUUCUCAGUACUUCAGAACUCAACCUCACGCAUGUGAUCCAUCAACCCUGCCAAAAUAUCCACCAAACAAGGAAAUUGAUGCUAAAAAUCGUGAGGAUGUCCUAAGGAGAAAGCCCGGAGUUAGACAGUCAGGAGCAACAAGGAAACCAAGGAGAGCUCGUAAAACCUAUCAACAACAACAGAACGGACUCAGUAAAUUUGCACCGAAAGAGGAGACCCAAGAAAAUGCUCAAAUUGGUCGCAAAAACAACGAUGGGCUAGUCCUCAGAGAAAAAGGAGGUCAUCUGCGUAGAGAGUUGUUCAAACCAUCAUUCGAUACAGUAUCAGAGAAUUACCAGUACCAUGAUAUGGGUACUAACCAAAGCGGGGACACUACAUUCUCGGGGCCAAUACCAGUCUCAGCAUCAAGUGGCUUUGCAUGGGCUGCUGCAGGAACAAGGCGAAAAGACGAUGUCACAUCAGCAGUAUCAGAUGGUUCAAAGAGCCAAUUCAGUGCUUUAGACACCUCGUUUGCAAAGUCCACAUAUGUGUUACCAAAGCAAGGGAAUCAAGACUUUGCACAAAUAGUAAAUCUCAAGCGUGAGCGAAAGCAGCAGCGUAGUCUAAGCCAUCAGACAGAGUUUUUUGAGUCAUCUGAUUUUCAAUCCCAGGAUCAUGUGUACCAAAAGAUUGUGUCGGCAAAUCACCUGGAUUAUGAUGAUGAGGGAGACCAUAUUGAGUUCUCGGGACCUCUAUUGUUGCAACCACAUAGAAUGGAUGAUCUUUUACAUAAGAAUGAGAAUCAAAUACGGCAAGCUGCUCGCAAAACAAGGUUUGAAAGAGAGAAAUGACACGCAGAGAUUAUCAUUACAUGAUUUGGUCCUUUUCCAGUAUCCACCCAAAAGCCAUUAUUAUGCUGUAAAUAUUUUGUGUAAUUGAUAGACAAAUAUUGGGGACCAAA
This is a messenger RNA of Humulus lupulus (European hop), 2782 nucleotides long. Its product is annotated as cyclin-dependent kinase C-2 C-like. Gene Ontology annotation, cellular component: cyclin-dependent protein kinase holoenzyme complex; nucleus. Gene Ontology annotation, biological process: positive regulation of transcription elongation by RNA polymerase II; protein phosphorylation. The record is from RefSeq and is a predicted model, not a curated record. The transcript has 9 exons. NCBI's taxonomy places the organism in Eukaryota, Viridiplantae, Streptophyta, Magnoliopsida, Rosales, Cannabaceae. Bases 708 to 2672 code for a protein of 654 amino acids. Gene Ontology annotation, molecular function: cyclin-dependent protein serine/threonine kinase activity; ATP binding; RNA polymerase II CTD heptapeptide repeat kinase activity.